Molecule: messenger RNA, 854 nt
Organism: Sinocyclocheilus grahami
Lineage: Eukaryota; Metazoa; Chordata; Actinopteri; Cypriniformes; Cyprinidae
Product: gamma-aminobutyric acid receptor subunit alpha-6-like
Exons: 6
Coding region: 96-854 (252 amino acids)
Biological process (GO): monoatomic ion transmembrane transport
Cellular component (GO): membrane
Molecular function (GO): GABA-A receptor activity; extracellular ligand-gated monoatomic ion channel activity
Source: RefSeq, a predicted model, not a curated record
GUGCUUCAGUUCAGUACAUCACAUUAUGACCUCUAACCAAUGAUGGCUUAAUUUAUUUUAUUUUGUAUUUAUUUAUUUACUUUUUUGCAACAGAAAUGGCUCUUCUUUUGGCCUUGUUAUGUCUCACAAGUGUUGCAGAUGUAUUAGGAAAGCAAAGGAUAAAUUCAGAAAAUAUAACACGGAUUCUAGACCGACUUCUUGAGGGUUAUGACAAUCGACUGCGCCCGGGAUCUGGAGUCUCUGUAACUGAGGUCAAAACAGACAUAUUCGUCACAAGUUUUGGACCAGUAUCUGAUGUUAAGAUGGAGUUCACCAUGGAUAUGUUUUUCCGCCAAAUGUGGGUUGACGAGAGGUUAGCCUUUCAGGGGCCCGUCGAAAUCUUGCCUUUGAACAAUCGCAUGGUGGACAAGAUCUGGACGCCAGACACGUUUUUUCGCAAUGCAAGGACGUCACUCGCACACAACAUGACGUCUCCUAACAAGCUGUUUCGAAUCAUGCAAAACGGAACGGUCUUUUACACCAUGAGGCUGACUGUAAGUGCAGUGUGUCCAAUGGUGUUGAUGGACUUUCCUAUGGAUGGACACACAUGUCCUCUCCUGUUUGGAAGCUAUGCUUACACUAAUCGUGAAAUCGUCUACACAUGGAGGAAGGGUCUUCAAGCAUCAGUAGAUUUUCCUCCGGAAUCAUCAAGCUUACUUCAGUAUGAUCUUGUGGGCCAGACCUUGUUCAGUGAAACAUAUAAAUUCAGCACAGGUAUGUUUUCAUUUAAUGCUCAGUUUCCCCUAAAUAUUACAGAUGUCUUGUACAGUUACUGUGUAGGGGUGUGCGAUAUUUAUUGGCUUAUUUUUUUUUAA